AUGACAUCUUUAAUGUCGUCAUUAUCUGCUGCUACCAUUGAAGAAUCAACAUCAUCAGCCAGUAUCAAUACCGAAGCUACCAUUUCUUCACCUGCUAUUGAGAGCUCUGGGGCCGAUGUAUCUGCUUCUGUUUUACCUGUUGGUUCUGAAUCAACGGAAGAAACCCAAAACAUUUCCGAAUCUUCUAUUCCACAAAGUUCUGGUGCAAACGAAAGUUUUGUUUUGUCUCUGAGUGCUGUUACUGCUGUCUCAAUUACCACUAAAUCAAGAUAUGAAAACGGUAUUUCUUCUUCUGCUUCUGUUGAAACUGCAUCCAGUGAAUUGGAAUCUUCAAUCCAUAUCAAUGUGUCACUGACAGUCUCUUCUACUACAUUGGCAAGUGUUCCAACUCCAGUCCCAACACCAAGUUCAGAUGAAGCUACCACAAAUGGUCCAAUUCAAAGUUCAAGCGAAUCAAAUGAAUCAAGUGAAUCAAUUGCUAAAAGUGAAAGUGAAUUUACUACUGAGAUAUCAGUUAGUGAUCAUACUUCAACUAUCAUAUUUACGACUGGAUAUAAUAAUGGAACCGUUGUUCCAUGGAGUUCCACAUUAAUUCCCCAAAUUUCCAAGCCAUCUUCUUCUCCAAGCUCAGUUCCAGAAAUUGUUACAGGAUAUGAAGGUUCUGCGUCCUUUAUUACAGUUUCAUCAUGGAUGAUUGGGUUAUUCUCUAUUUUGUCUUUUGUAUUCUAG
Messenger RNA from Candida tropicalis MYA-3404, 729 nucleotides. RefSeq lists its product as uncharacterized. The record is from RefSeq and is a predicted model, not a curated record. Lineage: Eukaryota; Fungi; Ascomycota; Pichiomycetes; Serinales; Debaryomycetaceae. The transcript has a single exon. The coding region runs from base 1 to 729 and encodes 242 amino acids.